AUGAUUACUAAGGGAAAGGAGUCGUCUUCAUUCAAAGAGGCGGUUAAAUACGUCGGUUGGCGUAAAGCUAUGCAAGAUGAGAUUGAUGCUCUCGAAUGCAAUGUCACAUGGACCGUUGAGGAUCUUCCUCCCGGCAAAAGAGAAAUUGGUAGUGGCUGGGUUUACAAAAUUAAGUACACCGACAGAUCAAAGGUGGAACGUCUCAAGGCUCGUUUGGUUGUUCAUGGCAACCGUCAAGUGGAAGGUGUUAAUUAUAAUGAGACGUUCGCUCCUGUUGCAAAGAUGGGUACGGAACGUAUUCUAUUAGUUGUUGCUGUGUCAUUAAAUUAG
This is a messenger RNA of Chenopodium quinoa (quinoa), 330 nucleotides long. RefSeq lists its product as uncharacterized. NCBI's taxonomy places the organism in Eukaryota, Viridiplantae, Streptophyta, Magnoliopsida, Caryophyllales, Amaranthaceae. The transcript has a single exon. Bases 1 to 330 code for a protein of 109 amino acids. The record is from RefSeq and is a predicted model, not a curated record.